Messenger RNA from Episyrphus balteatus (marmalade hoverfly), 2951 nucleotides. RefSeq lists its product as uncharacterized. The transcript has 8 exons. NCBI's taxonomy places the organism in Eukaryota, Metazoa, Arthropoda, Insecta, Diptera, Syrphidae. The coding region runs from base 274 to 2856 and encodes 860 amino acids. The record is from RefSeq and is a predicted model, not a curated record.
AGAAAUGUGGGUGGAUGGAUUGAGUUCAAUAUGAACACCGUCCAAUAGUUAUAGUCGAUGAAAAAAUGAACGCAACUUUAAAACUUUCAAUUAUAUCCAUUGAACGCAAGGCGUGAUACAGAAAAUUGUGUUUGUCAAUUUUUGACUGAAAGCUCAUUGAAGCAGAAUAAAUUUCCAUGGUUCCCGUGUCUUUGGUCGAAAUGUAAAAAAGAAAUAUGCGAACUUUGGUUCGAUAAAAAAGAAGCUGCAUCACAAACAACAACUGUCAUAGACAUGAAUUUCAAAGAGAAUGUUUAUUUGCUCUGCAAAGAAGGAAAUUCGGAUGCAAUCAAUGCGAAUGCCACACGUAUGGGAAACAAUUGUAUUGUUCCAGGAAGUGGGCCAUAUCUAGAAGCAGAUGUUUUAAAAAGAUGCAAUUCUUUGCCAACAUUUCUUUCCAAUAAUAUGUACUGUGAUUGGAAGAAAAAAAGGAAAAACAGUGUCGUUAAUAGGUUUAUUACUAAAGAUUCAAACCAUCAAUCUAAUUACUUAAAAGACACAUGCACAUUUAACUAUAAUCCAUUCAACAUUGAAACAGAAACCAAGUCUCUGCAGGAAUUGCAAAGUGAAGUAGAUGCACUUAUAGAAUUUCGUAAUAUAGUUAUUGAAACUUUUCCUGAUUUGCAAACCAAAAUUUCAAUGCGUUCAGCAAUUUCAUCACAAAGAAAUCAAUCAAAAAAGAAAAAGUUACGAAAAAAAUCGAACACCCCUCUGAAUGCCCCAGGAAGUUCGGUUAUAAACGGAGCUGGAGAAAUCGAUGAAACAUUACAAUCUUUUGUAUCUCGUAGUCGAAGUAAUUCAAAUUGCUGUAGAAAAGAACCAAAGAGUGGUGAAGGUAGUGGAAGCACUGUACAGGAUUCUGGAUUUUCAACAGAGACAACAUCAUCUAAGGAUGGCUACAGUGCUUCGGUAUCUUCUGGUGGCUUACAGGGAGCAAAUAAUCGUCUCGUAUUUGAUUCGGAUGAUGAAUUGUUGAAUCUUUUAGAUGUAAUUUUUCGAAAAACAUUGCGGUUUCGACAAAAAUAUCCGUCUAUGCCACACUUUGAGUUUGACAAGCAUGAAUCUUAUGUCUCCUCAGCAUCUAUUCCAAACAUUUUAAGUCCCAGUAGUGUGCAUCCAAAAGUUCUGCGAUUCAAUACAAACCAUCCACUGAAGCAAAACCUUCCUAGAAUAAACAAAGAACGAGAUAAAUUACUUUUUAAAGUAGCUGAACUCGAAGCAGAAAUAAUAAAAAAUCGAAUAAAAAUAUCAAAAAUGGAAAAAAAGUUAGAUUUCUUUACAUCGGGGAAUAAAGAUUUGGAGGAUCAAUUGAAAGUAGCUCUUAAUGAAAACCAAGAUCUUAGCUUCGAAUUAUUUCAACAUAAAUGUGACAUUCCUAGCCGAAAAAGUGAAAGCACUACACCACCACCAAUAGCUAAAAAACGUCAACGUGAAACAUUUGUGAAGCGUCAAUAUUCAAAAUCCGUAACACGUAAAUUUCCUGAAGGAAUUGAUCACAUACCGAAUUCAAACACCCAAUCCGAAAGUAAUCUAUUAGAAAAUGGUAAAUUAACUUCGAAACUUGGCGUUAGUUCAGAGAAUUUAGACAGAAGAAAUUCAAUAAGAGAUAUGAAUUCAUCUACGAUUAAAUUAAAUCCCGAUUUAGUUCAUAAACGUAGUAAGAAUGAAAUUCAAAGUUUGGGUAAACUGGAUGGCGUAUUGAGUUCGCCAAAAUGUCUGUGUAAGGUUCCAAAAACAGAUACAACUAAAAUUGCUGCAAUAUUACUUGAAUCGAAUUCGUUAGAACUGCAAAGACAUCUAUUAACGCUUACAAUUGUUAAUCAGGCUAAAAGAUUUUGUACCGAACCAUUUGAACCCAAAUCCAUACCGCUAGUUUCGAAAAAGAGAUCAUCAAAACUUUCAAUACAUCAAAUGGACAAUACAACUCAUUAUAUUAGCAGUUCUGGCAAUAGCAACUCACUCAAACAGCUAACUAAAAGUCCAAAUUUAAAAAACGAACAAGUUGAGUCCGAAAAAAGAGAGAACAUUGUUGAUUCUAUUUGCAGUCAUCCCGAUGAGCCACAGAUCUUACAAGAAUGGGAAAAAAAUAUCCUGCCAGCUAAAAGACCCAAACCAAGCAGAAUUCCACUUUUGGGUUCAAAAACACUCCAUUCAGCAAAAAAUGUCGGAUACGCAUCAAAUUAUGUGAAAAGUUCUCCUUUUAUAUCAAUUCACAAAGCCCUGAGUUUGAGCACGGGGAAUAUAAAUUUAAAAAAUAGUCGACAAAAUCAACAAGAUUCGCUUAAGUUAAAGACUCGAAGACCAUCAUCUUCAUUUAAUGCAGAUUCCAAAAUUGUUCUACCCCGCAGUGUGGCACUUACAUCAGCCUCGCCAAAAACAAACCGCAACUUAGAAACAGGCAGUUUUUUUCAGUUAGAUUCACUGGCAAAUUCCAAAAUAAGUUCUAAAACUAAUGAAUGUAUUCAAACAGAUACCAAACCUGGAUCCAACACAAAAAUUAUCAUUCAAAAUAAACAUUCGAUUCCUCUCAUAGCCUUGCCCAGUCCGAGUGACGAGAGAAAAAAAGUAGUAAACACUAUGCUGGAGUCCACGGAUAGAAACGUGAUAAGAAAAGACGCUAAAACUGAUAAUAUUGGUUAUUUAAACCAACCUGGUGUUCAAUUUCUCAUUGAGGGAAUUACUAAAACCAGUUAUAAAAGUUCAAUAACAAAUUCAUCAAAUAACAAUAGUAUGACAGAAGAUGAACCAUUAAACGAUGAACAUAUCGGAAAAGUACGCAAUUUGCGAUCCACACUUCUGGGGUGGUUAAAAAUUUAGUUUAAUUUCCAAAUUAUUUAGUUAUUCAUAAGGUGUAUUAUUAUUUUAUUAAGAUUGCAGAAUAUAAUUAAAACAAAAUAUUCAAAUUCGCAUAA